CGUUGUUCGUACACUGGGUACGGUGUAUCGCCUGGGUGGACAGUAUAGUUACUUCAACAUUAAAUGGAAUAAAAUGCCGCGGAUUCGUGUAAAUAGAGACGUCGUUUCAGCGUAAUUAAUUAACGGUUCUUGAUUAAGACGAGUCACCCCGGGAGCCGUUGCCAGACAGCCCUAUUUUCGGGUUUUAAAUCAGCAAUAUUUCAGGGAGAGCAGUGACGUGCGCCUCACCACAACAGCUGCAGGGAAGUUUGUUACUUUUGUCCCUGUUGAACAGACGAUGAACUGAGGACCUUCAUUCCUCAACUCAACACAUCUCGGCAGCAUCCACACUUCACUCUCGCUCCCUGUCAGCAAAAAGGAGUCGACGACGUCGCCACAUCUGGGCAGAGAAAUGUGUGUGUGCGUGUAUCCUCGGAUGCAUGACUGUGUCUGACUGGUUUUGGAUUAAAGUAAGAGGUCGUAGGCUGCACUUCCUCUCUCACCUUCUGAGAGGCACUUCUCCACUUGACUGACUACGACUUUCGUCUUCACAACUGCAAAGCAUCAUGGGUAGGAAAAAGAUUCAGAUCCAACGGAUCACCGAUGAAAGGAACAAGCAGGUUACAUUCACAAAGCGAAAGUUUGGCUUAAUGAAGAAAGCCUACGAGCUGAGUGUAUUGUGUGACUGCGAGAUCGCUCUAAUCAUCUUCAACCACGCGAACAAGCUGUUCCAGUAUGCCAGCACUGACAUGGACAAGGUCUUGCUCAAAUACACAGAGUACAACGAGCCUCACGAGAGCCGGACCAAUGCAGACAUUAUUGAGACCUUGAGAAAGAAAGGCUUCAAUGGUUGUGACAGUCCAGAGCCGGACGGUGAAGACUCCAUCGACCAAAGUCCCCUAAAUGAUGAAAAGUACCGGAAGACCACAGAGGACCUGGAUGUUCUCUUCAAACGCUACGGACAGUCAACAGCUCCGCCCCAGACGUUCUCCAUGCCAGUCACAGUCCAGUCGUCCAAUCAAAGCACACUGCAAUUCAGUAACCCUGGCAACGCACUGGUAACUACCUCCUAUGUAACAUCAUCGUCGCUCACGGAUACCCACCUCCUGUCGCCACAGCAACCGGCUCUUCAGAGAAAUACGGUGUCUCCUGGGUUGCCACAGCGACCAGCCAGUGCAGGGGCUCUUCUUGGAGGCGACCUGAAUAAUUCAAACGGAGGAUGCCCUAGUCCAGUCCCUAAUGGAUACACCAGUGCCAGGGCCUCCCCAGGCCUCCUCACUGUUUCCAACGGCAACAGUCUGGGGAAAGUAGUUCCGGCCAAGUCUCCACCCCCACCUCCCAGCCCCCAGAUGGUCAACAGCCGCAAGCCAGACCUCCGAGUCAUCACCUCACAGGGCGGAAAGAGCCUCAUGCAGAUGACAGAGGAUGAGCUGGAAUUGGUAAACGAGAACGCCCAGCGGCUGGCAGCAGGAGCUCAGGUGGCUCAAACCCUCACCACACCGGUGGUCUCUGUGGCCACACCGAGCCUCCUGGCACAGGGGCUGCCCUUCUCCGCCAUGCCCACAGCGUACAACACAGAGUACCAGCUGACCAGUGCAGACAUUACUGCUUUACACGCUCUGGCAUCACCUGGCGGCUUGUUGCCAACCAGUGUGUCCACAUGGCAACAGCAGCAGGCUGUUUCCCAGCAACCGCAGCAACAACAACAACAACAACAGCAACAGCAGCAGCAACAACAACUUAAUCUUGCAUCACUGAGCAACUUGGUCAUGUGGGGCGUGGACAAACAGAGCAGCGAGCUGUCUAGCCAGGUGUCCAGUCUGGCUGCCAAUCUGAGUGUUGGCUCUCCGUCCAACCUGCUCUUGGGUAGAGAUGAGUGGUUGGGCCGGCCUGUGACCCAUAUACCUCAAGGCGCCAUGCUGACCGUCAACACGAACUCCAGCGUGAGCAUCAAAUCGGAGCCUGUGUCGCCAGGGCGGGAUCGCAGCACCCCUUGCCCUCCUCCAUCUUCUACCACGCCGUCCUCGACCUCAGGAGGAGCCAUCCUGACCGCACCGCCACAGUACCCCGGCUCCCUGCUGUGCCUGGAGCCCCCGACCGGCCGCUCGCCUGCGGACAGCGUAAGCAGCAACGCCAGCUCCUUCGAAGGCAGCGACCGCGACGACACCGGCACAGCUGGUGGCGGAGGUGCAGGUGGAGGCGGCGGCGGUGCUACAGGAAGCGGCGGCAGCGCCGGCCGGUCCGUGCCACCCGACUUCAGCCCCUCGGCCGAGCUCCUCAGGGCGUCGAACGAACCGGAGCAGGAGGGAGGAAACAUCAAGCGCAUGAGAUUAGACGCGUGGGUCACAUAGAGUCACUGUCCACAUCUCUCUGCACCCACAGCAAAGUUUUGGUGACACUUAAAAACCCACAACACACACCCACACUCAUCCUUAACCCCCCACUGCCCCAAACCCCACUGCCAUGUGACACUAUCAUCACACAUCUGCCUCUGUCCAAAAUUAUACAACUCAGCUGCGUCACCCAGACUUUUGAGGCUUUGCCAAAAAAACAUAAAAAAAUGUAAAAUGGUUUGGGGGAAUGACGCUCUGAGUGAGGAGAGGAUGGCUUAGUGUUCAGCUGGAUAUUUUGUCCCUGGUAGGCCCUUGAAUAUAGAGGGACAGUAGAUUUUUAAAGCCUUCUUGCUUGAAUGGACUCCCGUAUAGUAAUUUCUUUUGGUAGAAAUGAGGUGUUAAGCCUUUUUUGCAAUCUGACGAAACCAUAACAAACAUUUAUAUUUCACAUGGUUUCUGCAUAACCUUCAUGUAUUUACAUCGAGCUCUGCUACAUUGUUCACAAUGUGAUUGGUGGCUUGUCGGCAUUAUGGGACUUCUGCCAUAUGACUCACCACUUCCUGCUCUUUUGAAAUCCAACGUCGUUUGGAUUGUGUGCUGUCCAUUCUUCCAUAAGUCACUUCCAAACUGCACUUUUGGAUAUAACUUAGUUUGGACAAGUUUGAGGACUGAGCAUCUAUCUGGCACUGAGAAAACAGACUCACAGGGGUCUUCUAGGUAAGAAUACUUCACCAUGGAUGGUUCUUUCCGCUGCCACAUUUACCAACCUCAGCCUAACAGCCCCUCAGGUGGCACUCUGUGGCUGUGGAGUCGAGGACCUUGCCAGAGUGCCAAUAUCAACCUCUCAUCAACAACAAAAAAAUGCCAAAUGCCUCUCGCACACGGUGCAGGGACACUGACGAAUUAUCACUCGCACUGUCACGGAACUUGAAACUGUUGAUGCUUUUCAGGCUUCGAAUCCGCCGCCGCUCUCUCCUCAGACCGGGUGCUCCUCCCCGUCCCGUGUCACCUCAUCUCCUCUGGAACUUGGAUGGACAUUGUUUGCGCCCAAAAUCCAGCCAGUCACUCAGUUUAUUAACCAGGAGUAGAUGCCAUCCAGUUAAAUGCAUAGUAUGAGUUUUUUUGAGCUGGUGGCUUUUUUUUUUUGGGUAGGGAAGUAUUUGGUUCUUUCAGUCCAAGUGUUCUUUAUCUGUUGGUAUUUUGGAAAAAAAAAUCUGUUUUGAAGGUCCGUUAGUUGUCCAGAAGUAGGAAUUCUGACUUUGUAUAAAAAUCACUCCUUAUACAAAAGCUUUGUGGUCCUCUUUAGCUCUCUCUAGCUCUCCUUAGCUCUUUGCUGUGUUUCAAAAAGUGAAAGGAAAAAAUACAUUUUCUAUAUUUCUACUGCUUCAGUUGGCGACAAAGUAAAAAUAGCUUUUCAGCUUCAACGACGUGUAUGUACAUAUGAAUAUAUUUGCAUAGACUUUGCUAGGUAUCCCUAAAAACAAGCAAUGUGUUGAUUCUCAGUGGAUCUGUUUGCAUAUAUGAGUGUGAAUUUGAUAUGUUUCGAGCUACGGUGCAGGGGCUUCGCCACACUAGGUAGUGCUGGUGGAUCGGACUCGUUUCAGUAAACCUAUUUUAUGCUAGUGUUGAUGGUGUGUGCACUUUCUGUCCCUCACUCACAGAGGCCUGCUUGGUUGUGGUGUCAUCAUAUUCUCCUACCACACAUUUUUAAAAACCCACAAUCAAAGUAAAACUUGUCCAUAACCACCUUACCAUGAAAAGAUUAGGACACUGCCAUUCACUUAGUGUAGUUAAGAGAUAAAAUGCACAUCUUUGACACAUUUUGAUUGACAGAAUCAUGUAAAGUCUUUUCCACAUUAAGCAGACACAGAUUAUGCCUUUUUUUUUUCACUUUUGAAAUCAAGUCAAGAAAUUGGCUAACAAGUGCUGUGUUUGUUGUUUAAUUGUAUGUUUUCUAGUACAAAUUUGUUUUGUCUGAACCAUUUCAAGUUUGUGUAUGAGUGUGUAUACGCAGCUUGUUUAUAUAAGGUUUCUCCUGAUCGCUUGACCUUAUUUUUUUUCUUUUUUCCUUAAGACAAUGCUCAAUGUUCAGACUGGUGUUGUGCUGCUUUAACGACUUGGUGUCGUUUGGUGCGAUUAGUCGCAGCCCACAUCAGAGUGUGAAACCACCCGACACUGUGGGUUUGUGGCGAGUGUCCGGAAAAAACAUCCUUGUGCUGUGUGGUAUUUCCCACCAGUGUUGUUGAUGUUUUUACAUGAUCAGGUGAUUUUUUUUUUUCCGUCCCUCAUUGACAGUAUGGUGGGUAGCUUUUCACUCUUUAGGUUAGUAUUGUUUUCUUCUGUCAGUCAUCCCUAAACAAUUUAACAUCCAACACUUUGAAUGAACUCACGUUGGAGACGAUUUGUCCCUUAAACCAUUAAAAGGAAUAGUUCUACAUUUUGGGAAACUCACUUAUUUGCUAACUUUGCAAGAGUUCAGAACCUCUGCAGCUCAUCUAUAAUGCCGCGUUUAUCAUUUAGACUGUAACAAUCGACCAUCUUUUCCAUCCAAAUUUACAUUUUAGUACAUUUUAGACAAAUUUAGAGAAAAUCUGCAUAAGAAAGUGAAUUAAUGUGCAUUUUCAUUCAAUACUGUUAUGCAAAUAUUAGGAGUUGGUGCUAUUAAAUCAGUUCAGAAGAAGGCGGCGCAAUGAGAUGCUAAAAUAAAACAACAUGAUGUUCAGUAUUUGUUAGAGAACUAUUACAGCCUCCUUAUCGCUCCACACUAAUCUGAUGUUUUCUCUCGCCGCAAUGUUUCAUCUCCUCAGUGGAGAAGAAGCUCGAAUGAGAAAUGAAUCACGUUUCAUAUACAUCACAAUUAAGUUGCACUUAAGUUAAGUUGAAGUGUUUCCACUCAGGUUUUCUAUGCUCAAAUUUCAAAAGUUACAAGCAGUUGAAUUGAAACACACUUUGACACUUCUUGUAGUUCUUUUUUAAAUGAACAAUAACCAAACUGUUAACAAUAAGGGUGAAAAGCCACCAUGACAUCCAAAUAAAAUCCAGUAGUAACACUCAUACAAUCAAUAAUCCAUGAGUUAAUAAAGGGAUUAAAGUAUUUCUUGAUUCAGGCUAUUUAAAUGAUGUGACUACAAGGCUAACAAUGGGGGUAACCAUCUUGGUAUAAUGUGGAAACCUGGUCGGAAAAAUGAGGUUUUCGUGUUGUUCACACAUUGGGUGAAUGCAGCAUAAAGUUUCCGAGUCAUUUUUAGACUAUAAACCAGAUAUAAAGGUGUUAAUUAGCUUUAAGUGUUUGCUCUGGUUUCCAGUCUAUGCUAAGCUAACCGGCUGCAGGCUGUAGCUUCUUGAGAGCGGUAUUAAUCUUAUCUAACUUUCAUGAGAAAAGCAAAUAAGCGUAUUUCCAAUAAUGUUGAAAUAUUCCUUUUUUAAAGAUCCAACUGAUGAGCAGUACCAGCCUUCAGACAGAGCUAACAAUCUCCUGCUUUUACCACACAGUCAUUUCCAUUUUUAAAACAAAACAACAACAACUAAUUUCUUUGGAAACUCUUUGUGAUUGUGGGCGCCGAUGGUCGACUGAAAUGUGACACCACACCGAUUGGCUUCAGCACCCUGCUUCACGCAGGUUUGUUCAUGUACAAAAAGGUUCUCUGUCCAAUCUAGCAGUGUAGUCACGAGACAAUCUAUAUGAGAAAUGAAAACCUGCACCCCUGUUACCCGUUGUGUACAAUGUUUUUUAGAAUCUCACUAUUUUUGGAUUAAUUUGUGCUGGUGACAGUUCCAUUGUCUAUUAUUAUGAUGAUAUUAUUAUGGAGCUUUUAUUUUAUUGCUAUUUUGUGUAGGAUAGUCAACUGUUAUUUUCUCUUAUUUUAUCUUCCUUAUCAUAAACAUAUAGUACUGGUUUCCUUUUUUUAAACAACUUGCUGAAAAUUGCACGAUCAGUUAUUGUGGUAUUAGCAAAUGCAAUGAAGGAAAUACCAGUUAAAUGCUGCAAUUUUAAUUAAGAUAUAGAAUAUAUUUAUAAAAACGGGAAACAACUGAAAUUAGUAAUUCAUGAAAUUUGAAAAAUGUAAAUGCAUGGGAUACAGGUAACAACAAAACUUAUGUUACAUACAGUAAUGAUAAAGGACAUGCAUCACAAAUGAGUUUUAAAACAACUCAGAAUAAUGUAGCAUAUGAAAUACUAAAGAUGAAAUUUAUAGCUAAUAUAUUGUGUUGAGCUAGUCUGCUUUGGGUUUUUGUUGUAAAGAAAAUAUUUCUUUUUGUUGUUUUUUGAGAAUGAUAUACAAUUUGUGUAUAUUUUCAUAUACAAAGUAUGCACUGAUAUGUUAUUGAAAUUCUAUACCGCUUUUACAAAAAAGUGUUUGUUGUACCAAAGUAUCCAAGUCCCUUGAGACCUUACCCUUUUUGCGUAUGUUUUACCGUAUUUUAUAUAUUAAAUAGACAAACUGAGUGAAAUGAA
This is a messenger RNA of Morone saxatilis (striped sea-bass), 6768 nucleotides long. Its product is annotated as myocyte-specific enhancer factor 2D homolog. Lineage: Eukaryota; Metazoa; Chordata; Actinopteri; Moronidae. The transcript is spliced from 13 exons. The record is from RefSeq and is a predicted model, not a curated record. Gene Ontology annotation, molecular function: protein dimerization activity; DNA-binding transcription factor activity, RNA polymerase II-specific; RNA polymerase II cis-regulatory region sequence-specific DNA binding. Gene Ontology annotation, biological process: positive regulation of transcription by RNA polymerase II; cell differentiation. The coding region runs from base 546 to 2330 and encodes 594 amino acids.